AGCUUGGGGAAACUAUUGCACGGGCCAAAUGCCGCGGAAUUGCAGUGGGAGAGGAGGUAUAAAAUCGCUGUGGAGGUCGCUAAGGGACUGUGCUAUCUCCACCAUGACUGCUCGCCUCUGAUUAUACACAGGGAUGUCAAGUCCCACAACAUCUUGUUGGACUCCAACUUGGAGGCUCAUGUUGCUGAUUUUGGGCUCGCUAAGUACUUUCAAGGACCUGCAGAUUGCAUGUCUUCCAUUGCUGGUUCCUUUGGCUACAUAGCCCCAGAGUACGGUUAUACGCUGAAAGUGGAUGAGAAAAUCGACGUGUACAGUUUCGGUGUGGUGCUGCUGGAGCUAAUAACUGGGAGGAAACCAGUGAUGAACUUGGAAGAUGAGGACAUGAACAUAGUAAGUUGGGUGAGGAAGACCACAUCAAAAAUCCCUUAUAAGCCAUCUCCUGCAUCACCAGCAGUACUAUUGGCACUUGUAGAUCCCAAGCUCAGCGGGUACCCAUUGCAAGGUGUCCUAGACUUGUUCAACAUAGCAAUGAUGUGUGUCGAGAACGACAGCUGCGCAAGACCUACAAUGAGGGCAGUCGUUAACAUGCUCACCAAUCCUCCACCGUCUUCUCCGACCAAAGUCAACCUUUAG
Molecule: messenger RNA, 633 nt
Organism: Prunus avium (sweet cherry)
Lineage: Eukaryota; Viridiplantae; Streptophyta; Magnoliopsida; Rosales; Rosaceae
Source: RefSeq, a predicted model, not a curated record